Molecule: messenger RNA, 1518 nt
Organism: Coccidioides posadasii C735 delta SOWgp
Lineage: Eukaryota; Fungi; Ascomycota; Eurotiomycetes; Onygenales; Onygenaceae
Biological process (GO): transmembrane transport
Cellular component (GO): plasma membrane
Molecular function (GO): transmembrane transporter activity
Source: RefSeq, a predicted model, not a curated record
AUGUCCCCCAUCGCAGAAGAAAAGAUAAUGGGCGUCGAGCGCCAUGUUGAGAAUACCGCGCCCGUCAAAGUUGAUGACGACACUGAGGACACUUUUCGCCCACCGUCUAUUGGCCUUGCAGUGUGGCAGAAGCUUCUCGGUGUCGGCGUGGAGCUACGAGGCCUCGAGCCCGUUCCCUUAGACAAGCGGACCGAUCGUCGCUACAUCAAUAUAUGCACGAUUUUGGCAGCUUCCAUGAUUAGUUUGUUGCCGCUUGGUAUUGGACUUGCACCCACUCUUGCGUAUGGGCUGUCAUUUUCACAUGCUGCGGCCAUGAUUAUCUGCCUGCAGUUUGUGCUUAUCAUCCCAUCUGCUUAUAUCGCCACCAUUGCUCCCAAGACAGGCAUGAGACAAAUGGUCCAAGCACGAUAUUCCUUUGGAAAGUACUUCAACGGCUUCAACUCGCUUCUAGUUACUCUUGGAAGCGCUGGUUUUGGAAUUAUUGCUUGUGUUCAAGGGUCCCAGGUUCUCACAUCUAUCAAUCCCGAAAGGCUCCCUAUUGCCGUCUCAAUCACCAUUAUGAUGUUGGUAUCGCUGUUCCUUAGUUUCAUGGGCUAUAGCGUUCUUCAUUUUUUCGCGCGCUGGGCCUGGACUGCCACCCUAUUCGCUAUCGUCGUUCUUACAGGCACAUCAGGAGACAAGCUAUACCAGCAGGCUCCACCUAGGGCACAAGGCGCUCCGCCUUAUAUGGGUAUGGUGGCAUUGGCAGCUGCUAACAUGUUAACUUGGGUCAACAUCAUUGGUGAUUAUGCUUCAUAUAUGGCACCAGAGGCUCCAUCUAUCCUUAUAAUGUGCUAUGUCGUCGCAGGCCUUGCUGUCCCUUUCUCGCUAUUGAUGCUUCUCGGAGCUGCGAUUGGAGGCGCUAUACCCGUUAUCCCGGCAUGGGCUGAGGCCUACAAGCUAGGCGGUAUUGGCGGUGUCAUUGGCCAUGUUCUCAUCGAGCGACUUGGUGGUUUUGGCAAGUUUAUCCUUGUCAUUCUAGCGUUCUCAGUUGUCACGACAUGUGCUCGGGAUCUCUAUACCGUCUCUUUCAACGUCCCCGCAAUUUUGCCACCUCUACGGGUAGUUCCCCGAAUCGUCUGGGCAAUAGUUGCCACUGGAGCGAUGAUCGGUGUUGCGAUCGCGGCUUCGGCGAGCUUCUUAGAGUCAAUGGCCUCCUUCCUUCACAUCUGUGGAUACACGGCAGGAACAAACGCUUGUAUCUACCUGGUCGAAUGGUUUUAUUUCCGAAAGGCAAACCCUGCUUCAAUGGAUCCCGCUAUCUGGGACGAUGCCAGGGCUUUGCCUUCUGGUAUCGCUGCAGCGGCCGCAACGUUCAUUCCCUGGGCGCUUAUUGUUCCAAGCAUGCAGUCUGCUUGGUAUACUGGACCUAUCGCUAAGAAAGCUGGAGAUUUGGGGUUUGAAUUUGCCGUGGUGGGUGCUCUGUUGGUGUAUGCUCCCGUAAGAGCGCUUGAGAUCAAGUACAGAGGACAUUUGUGA